Messenger RNA from Zygotorulaspora mrakii, 561 nucleotides. It is a transcript of the gene EMC4, whose product is annotated as chaperone EMC4. NCBI's taxonomy places the organism in Eukaryota, Fungi, Ascomycota, Saccharomycetes, Saccharomycetales, Saccharomycetaceae. The record is from RefSeq and is a predicted model, not a curated record. The transcript has a single exon. Gene Ontology annotation, cellular component: EMC complex. Gene Ontology annotation, biological process: protein folding in endoplasmic reticulum. Bases 1 to 561 code for a protein of 186 amino acids.
AUGAAGCCUGAAGCACAUCAAUGGGCAUUGAAUUUGGUAGAUAACAAACACAUUUCUUCAAUGAAGAUAGUUUCUUCCAAGACAUUGCCCUUACCAGAAGGGUUUACACCGCUUCAAAAGAAUGCUGAGCCAAUAGGUAUACACAAGCAGCAAGUGACACCUGAAGAGAAGUCUCAGCAGAUAGGAAGACUGCAGCUACAAAAGGCAUGGGGAAUUGCAUUUCAACCAGCAAAAGCAGUGCCAAUGAACAUUUUCAUGUCAUAUAUGUCCGGGACAUCAUUGCAGAUCAUUCCGAUAAUGACGGCUCUUAUGUUAUUAUCAGGUCCUAUAAAGGCAAUAUUUGGCGUUAGAAAUGUAUUCAGACCGGUUAUGGGCAACCCGCUGAUUGAGGGUCAGAUAUAUAUGGCUAUGUUAGUAUUCGUUGUUUGUCAAGGAGCCUUGAUGUAUAUUGGAAUUAGAAAACUGAACUCUAUGGGAUUGAUUCCUAAUACGAGAAGUGAUUGGCUGGCAUGGGAAACCCGCAUAGACUACAACAAGGGUUUAAAAUCUUUUACAAUAUGA